AUGAAAGUAUUUAAAGACGUUUUUACAAAUGAUGAAGUAUGUUCCGAUUCUUAUGUUCAACAAGAUCCAUUUGAAGUACCAGAAUUUAGAGAAAUAGCUUUUGAAGUAAAAUCAAAUAAAAGAAUAAAGGGAAAUGAAGAUUAUGGUAUUGCUGAUAAUAGCGAAGAUGCUGUAGAUGGUAUGGGAGCAGAUGUUGAACAUGUUAUUGAUAUUGUUGAUUCCUUUCAAUUGACCUCCACUGCUUUUAGUAAAAAAGAAUAUAGUGCUUAUAUUAAAAAUUAUAUGCAAAAGGUUGCCAAAUAUUUAGAAGAGAAAAAACCAGAUCGUGUUGAAAUUUUUAAAACUAAAGCCCAACCAUUUAUUAAACACAUUUUAACAAACUUUGACGAUUUUGAAUUUUAUAUGGGAGAAUCACUUGAUAUGGAAGCAGGUAUUAUUUAUUCUUAUUAUAAAGGAGAAGAAGUAACACCACGUUUUGUUUAUAUAUCUGAUGGACUUUUUGAAGAAAAAUAUUAA
Messenger RNA from Plasmodium reichenowi, 516 nucleotides. Its product is annotated as translationally-controlled tumor protein-like protein. The record is from RefSeq and is a predicted model, not a curated record. Gene Ontology annotation, cellular component: cytoplasm. Gene Ontology annotation, molecular function: calcium ion binding. Lineage: Eukaryota; Apicomplexa; Aconoidasida; Haemosporida; Plasmodiidae. The transcript has a single exon. Bases 1 to 516 code for a protein of 171 amino acids.